AUGGACACUCCACGUGCACUUGCUCAUCCCCUUCGUCGGGUUAUCGUCAUAGCCUUUGGUCCAGCAUUACUAUUGAAUAUCAUUGAAGCUGCUGUGGUUGGCUCUGGACUCCCCUUGAUCGGAGUCCUCGCCCAUCUUGCUUCCACUAUUAUCUGCAUUGCGUAUUUGCGACUCGGAAAGCGAGGAGGUGAACAAGAAGGCGCCAUACGUCUUGGACCCUCACCUGAUAAACCUGGCAUGUUUUUUCGUCGAUCAUGGUUCCUAUUCGCUCUCGAUGCAAUCUUGGCGGCCAUAUUUUUCCCAAUUCUCGUUCUCAGAUGGGUCUGGGUCCCGAGAUAUGCUGGCCAGGCCGUCUUAGCCACAUAUGCCGAGAUCCCUCUGCUUCUUGCACUGGCCUGUCACGCUUACCUUUGUCUGUUGACAUUGCAAGACCUCCUCGGGCUACGCCAUUUCGCCCAACUUUUUACUCACAAGCCUUGCCCGUGCUGUCAAAAUUCUCAGCGCCCGAUUCCUUCCACCAUGGGGUCGGGUUUCAAUUCUCAACAUCAAGAUUUCGGCUCCCAAGCCCCUGGCAUCGGUGCUGACCCUCGCGUCGCAAUCUAUCGCGACUCGGCCGAAAACGAGACUGGAGAGUCGGCCGACAGGGAGAUAUACGCCACAGACAAUAGAAGCUCGCACAAUCCCAAGUAUGACAAGGAAGUUGGCCUGGGUAUUGCGUAG
Messenger RNA from Clonostachys rhizophaga, 720 nucleotides. The record is from the annotation of a GenBank genome assembly. Lineage: Eukaryota; Fungi; Ascomycota; Sordariomycetes; Hypocreales; Bionectriaceae.